AUGUGGACAAUACGUCGUGCACGAUACGCUAAUGCAUCAUCAGUCGCUUAUGAAGUUAUUAAGCUUAUGAACUAUGGUCAUCAUGCACAUUGCCUUUCUCUCAUCCAAGUAGCACCUAGGCACGUGAAUGAGGUCCUGGCAAUGAACAUGGAAAGGGUCAAACCUGAAAAUCCUAAUCUAAAAAGAUGAUUAAUAUAUCUAUUUAACGGGCUAAUAAUUCUUGAUUUUGUAUUUGCUCAUUUUACUUUUUGUAUAUGUAUUGUAUUUUAUUUUCUCAAUGACUGAAGUUGAAUUUACCAUAUUAUAGAAACAGUCAAAGAAUUAAAGGGAUCAAAAUAUUUCAAUAAUAUUUAUCGAGAUAUAGAUUAAAAUGCAAGUAGUAUUGAAGGAGUAA
Molecule: messenger RNA, 394 nt
Organism: Heterotrigona itama
Lineage: Eukaryota; Metazoa; Arthropoda; Insecta; Hymenoptera; Apidae
Source: the annotation of a GenBank genome assembly